CCAGGCUAUCAGAGUCUACUGACCGUGUCUUUCAAACCCGAGCUUGCUAACACUGGCUUUCUCGCUUUCUCAGAGAUUUUUUAGCACUAUUACUGUCUAUUUUGGCACGUUCCCAAAAACCGAUACAUCAUUUUGACAAUGCUGGGUCCUUCCACUUCAAGUGAGCGUUCUACUGUCAACAGCGGUGGCCAGCACCUUCAGCAAGACCACACUGGUGCUACCUCUGUUCGUACUGAGUACGACGUUACUGCCACUGCUGCUGCUGCUGUUCUGGCAUCAGGCUACGGCGUGCUGUUGGACGAUGCUGCCUCGCAGUUCCACCAACACCAACACAACAACUACGCUGCUGGCGCUGCUGCUGCCGCCGCGGAGAUUCAGCACAGACAUGAGCUUCAGAGAAGACAACAGCAGUUGCAACAACAGGAGCUCCACCAGCAACAGCAGGAGCUCCAUCAACAACAAUUGCAACAACAACACUACCAACAAUUACAGCAACAACAGCAACAACACCAUCAUCAACAACAGCAACACCACCACCAGUUGCAACAACAACAGCACCACCACCAAUUGCAGCACCACCAACAGCCUCCAAAUCAACACCAGUUGCAUCAACACUCCUCGUUAGGUCCAUCGGGUGCUGACGACUACGACCAGGGUAUUCUCACGUCGAAGUACAUCGAGAACGAGAUCAUUAAGACGUUUUCGUCCAAGCAGGAUCUCGUUAAGUAUGUCAAGUACCAAUUGAGCAACGAGGAACAGUGUAAGAUUGUCAUUAACUCAUCGAAGCCAAAGGCCGUUUACUUCCAGUGUGAGCGUUCAGGAUCAUUUAGAACUACUGUCAAGGACGCUACCAAAAGACAGAGAGUCGCCUACACGAAGCGUAACAAGUGUGGUUACCGUUUGGUAGCUAACUUGUAUCCACCAGAAAAGGAUAAGAAGAAGAUGAUCAAGAAGGAAGGUUUGGACAGAAACCUCGAUGACAAGUUGGCUGACUACCCCAACCUGUUGGGCCAUGGUGGUCUUCAAGAAGCUUCAGAGAUGUGGAUCUUGAGAAUGAUCAAUCCGGUCCAUAACCAUGCUCCAGAACCUUCCAAUGGCAAGAAGAAGAGACUGAAGUCGUCGAGAACGUUGGUUGAAAAGCCCUUAAACAAGGGAAAUGGAUAUCCGCAAGAAGUGAUGCAAUUGCAACACCACAACGGCCUUCAACACCACCAUAUUCCUCAGCAUCUUCAUGACCAUCAGCACCCAGCUUCAGUUCAAGACACUGCUGUUAUUGCUGCCAUUGAAGCCACUCCAGCUGCUGCUGCUGUCACUGCUUUGCACGCACAGAAUCCACCCGUAGACCCUAAUAUUGAUCCUAAUGUUGAUCCUAGUGUCCAGGCUCACGACCAUUCUCAUGGUAUCAGAGGCAAUGUUCAAUUGCACAACUUGAGAAGAUAAUCCAAUGGAUCAUCUGAUGAAGAUGUAAAAUCGAACAUGUCAAGAUAACCCAGUAGUUAUCUGGAUGUUAGCCAGACCGAGGUGAAAUGAAGACUCUUUGUGAAGAGAAGAAAGAUGUUAUUGUACUUUAGUUUUGUGUGUUGCACUGUUGAGAGACAUUGAGAUGCUUUUUUAUAUUAUUGUUUUACUACUACUACUUCUUCGUUUUUUAUUAUUACUAUUACUUCUAUUCUUGUUAUUGUUCUUUAUGUUUAGUGUAUAUCUAUUGUUUU
Scheffersomyces stipitis CBS 6054 is the source of this 1712-nucleotide messenger RNA. RefSeq names its product Rbf1p (gene RBF1). The coding region runs from base 139 to 1440 and encodes 433 amino acids. NCBI's taxonomy places the organism in Eukaryota, Fungi, Ascomycota, Pichiomycetes, Serinales, Debaryomycetaceae. The record is from RefSeq and is a predicted model, not a curated record. The transcript has 2 exons.